AUGUCGGAAACGUUUAUUCCCACCACCCUCUUCCAAGAACCAGAGACGUACACCCCGGACCCCCGGCCUGGAACUCUGGCCACAUACACCACCAUCAAGACGAACGAAAACAUUCAGAUCAAUUUGGUAGGCUCCUCCCCACUCUAUGGACAUAUUCUCACACAUGCCUGUCUAUACCUGGCAAAAUACUUGGAAAAUAAUGCCGAUACUGUCGUUCGGGGGAAGAGUAUCCUUGAAGUGGGUGCCGGUGGAGCACUGCCUUCCAUAUUGGCUGCCCGUUUGGGCGCCCAAUACGUGGUGUCUACAGAUUACCCGGACCCGGACCUUAUUGUCAACAUCCGCAAGAACAUCACUGAAAACAACGUCCAAGACAACUGUUCGGCCCUAGGGUACAUUUGGGGGAACGACACUACGGAAAUUGUCGAUAUGUUAAAGACAAACACAGAUGGCUCCAAAUCAACUUUUGACACAAUCAUCCUGAGCGAUGUCAUAUUCAACCAUAGUGAACAUCUGAAACUUUUGCAAACUUGCAGAGACCUACUCACCCCUAAUAAGGGGAAGAUUUUGGUCACAUUCUCACCGCACAGACCUAAACUCUACCAUGCAGACCUGCAAUUCUUUGAAACUUGUCAGCAAGACCCUUUCAAUUUCACUCCUCACUUUGUCGAAAUGCAGCAUUGGAGCCCCCUAUUCAAAGACGACACAGAUGAGUCCACUGUAGAGCUUCGCAGUAGGGUAUACUUCUACAUCCUCGACUAG
Molecule: messenger RNA, 759 nt
Organism: Pichia kudriavzevii
Lineage: Eukaryota; Fungi; Ascomycota; Pichiomycetes; Pichiales; Pichiaceae
Exons: 1
Coding region: 1-759 (252 amino acids)
Biological process (GO): peptidyl-lysine dimethylation
Molecular function (GO): protein-lysine N-methyltransferase activity
Source: RefSeq, a predicted model, not a curated record